This is a messenger RNA of Truncatella angustata, 975 nucleotides long. RefSeq names its product alpha and gamma adaptin binding protein p34-domain-containing protein. Gene Ontology annotation, molecular function: protein-macromolecule adaptor activity. The record is from RefSeq and is a predicted model, not a curated record. The coding region runs from base 1 to 975 and encodes 324 amino acids. The transcript has 3 exons. Lineage: Eukaryota; Fungi; Ascomycota; Sordariomycetes; Amphisphaeriales; Sporocadaceae. Gene Ontology annotation, biological process: vesicle-mediated transport.
AUGGAGGUCUCAAAUCCGCGACGAAUACUUGCUGUCUCGUUGUCCGACGCAGAGCACCAUCUGAGUAAAGUCGUCAAAGACCUCACUGGCAAUGUACCAGAAACCGCAUCAACGACGCUAGCAGGGACCACACAUGACCUCGAGCUUGAAACUGCAUAUUACACAGCAUCAGUACCCAUCUGGCUCGACCUCAUCUCAGAUCCUUCAGGCUGGUCAGAGUCGUUUCUCUCACCCGAGGCCAAGGAGGUCCUCAAUGUCCUCGGCGGCGUUGUCGUGGUCUUCCCUCUGCCUCAGAAAUCAGACUCUGACGAAGCACAGGCGGCCAGAGAUCUUAUUCAGCAUGUCGGCAAAGUCGUCCAAGAAGGACUAGGUGGCUGGCAAUGGGAAGGCGUCAGCCUCUGCCUGGGCAUCGGAGAGAACGACGAUGUUGAUGAGUGGGAUGAGCAUGCCGCAGAAAGUGGUUUGGAAUUUGUGCAGGUACGGGCCAAGAGCACCGAAACACGUAAUGAGUAUGGCGAGAAAACCGGAAUCUCACGUGCCCGAGAGGCUCUCGAGGCCAAUGAUUGGGCGCAAAUGGACGAAGAUCUAGGGUCAGAUUUUGGCGAUUUCGAGGAAUCCUUAGAUGUCAACGACGAAACUGGCCAACCGGGCACUUCGGGCGAUAAAGCUCCUGAUCUCGACCCUGAGAGUCUUGAUUUCGGGUUUGACAAGGCUGAUUUCGAGGGCCUCAAGCGAGCCAUAUGGAACUCGGGCCAAGAGGAUGCAGAAGACUUCAUGAACGGCGAGCCAAGUAGACGGGGAGUAGCUGCAGAAGUCGAUGGCGAAGACGUCAAGCUAGAUGAUGAUGAAAUUCAGAAGCUUGAGGGGAUGAUGCAAAAGCUUCAAGCUGUCAAGGACAUGAGCGCAGGAUUACCCGAGGAGCAACGGAAACGGAUGGCUGCAAAGGCGGUCAAUGAAGUCAUGAAGGACCUAUGA